Halichondria panicea is the source of this 2806-nucleotide messenger RNA. RefSeq names its product mitogen-activated protein kinase kinase kinase 7-like. Gene Ontology annotation, biological process: positive regulation of kinase activity; protein phosphorylation; multicellular organism development. Lineage: Eukaryota; Metazoa; Porifera; Demospongiae; Suberitida; Halichondriidae. Gene Ontology annotation, cellular component: plasma membrane; signaling receptor complex. The transcript is spliced from 12 exons. Gene Ontology annotation, molecular function: ATP binding; transmembrane receptor protein tyrosine kinase activity. The record is from RefSeq and is a predicted model, not a curated record. The coding region runs from base 81 to 2747 and encodes 888 amino acids.
CCCCAUUAGCCUGCUGUGUGGGAGAUGGGAGGUUAGCUUGACUAGACUGACUGUCAGUGUGUGUACAUAUUUCCCUAGCUAUGAAAGAAGCAAGCUGUCAAUGCAGCCUGUUACUGCUGUUAUACUGUCUGCUGCUUGCUGAGCCAGCAUUGAGCCAGUCACUAUGUGAGCCUCCUCCGAACUCAGUCGUCACAACGACCAACACGAGCACCCCCUCCUUCGAGAUGUCGUGCAUGGUUCCCCCUCACCUUGUACUGGAUGCCAUCACCAACACCACGUGGCAGUGGAACAAACUAACAGCAGAUAACAUGGUGGAAGAGGCACUCACAGCCAUCACUAGCACUACCCCAGAGGCCUCACUAUACAUGCUGAGUGUGGAGUGCUCUAGGGGAGGUUUUUACGAGGCAAUGUACACGGCCCCCAAUGGCUCCUGUCUGCACGUCUGCUUGUUUAUUGUGGAGGUUGAAGAGGUCAGAAUGGCUGUGAUUCAGGGUGUCUUCAACAAUUAUCCUGUGGCUACUUUUUCUUCUGGGAACAUUCUAAGCGAGGGAGUUGGUCAACCCUCAAUGUCCCUAGAGGCUGGUAAUAGGACAACGGUAUCAGUGGGUACUUGCAGCUCCAUUUUCUUCUCCGGUCUUGGCGGGUGUCUCCUUGGAGUGAGUGGAACAUGGUACAAAGACAGAAUGGUUCUAGAUCCUCAGAGCAACCCGACUAACUACCAGGUCUCCUCGUCGGGGGAGCUCAGGAUAUUGAGUCUGGGGGAGAGCACUGUUGGGAACUAUGUCUGCGUAACCACGCUACCUAUGGACCUGGGUAGUUAUAUCACUACAGCUGUGGGCAUUGCUUUACUACCAACUCCUUCAACUACCGAACCCUUGACUACCAUGACAACGGAUCCUGCAGAUACAACGGGCGUCCCAACUGUGAGUGGAGCUCUACGUGAUUGGGAGAUAGGACUCAUCGUUGCCAAUGUGAUAGUUGUCAUUAUCCUGGUGGUGUUAGUGAUGGUGGGGAUGGCCUGGUUUGUGGUGAGAAGAAAAGAACGUCCGGUGAGGAAAGAUAGUUUACUAAUGGAGAGUAGACAACGCCCAGUCUCCAUGGUCGAGCAGAUACAGCAGAUGGAGGAAGAGACAGAGGAAGUGGACUUUGUUGGUCCAGUGGAGGUUCCAUUCAGCUCCAUCUUAUUUGAGGAACUUGUACACAAAGGGACGUUCAAAGUAGUCCAUCACGCAGUGGUCAACUACCCAGAGCAGGGAAUUAUGAGUCUCCCAGUAGCUGUGAAGAGGCUGAAAGACGACAAAUCUGAGUUGGGCAUGGAAGAACUUAUGGGAGAAGCGUACACGCUCAGAGCAAUACACAAUAAGGCUGGAUCCCACUCGAAUGUGGUGUCGAUGGUGGGUGUGACCACACAGGAGGGUCCAACAUGCCUCCUACUUGAGUUCGUCCCUCAUGGUCGUCUAGACAACUUCCUCCUCAGUCUGAAGGACGGACCAGUGCCAGAGUGGUACAUUCGUCACUUCAAGAGUACCAGUAAAAUACCCUACCACAAACAAAUGUCAGCUGACCUAAUGGGAGUGCUACUGCAGGUUGCCGAGGGAAUGACGUUCCUGACUGACCACGGAUUCAUUCAUCGUGACCUCUCCACUAGAACAGUUCUUAUUGGAGACAGACUCAACGUCAAAGUGUCAGAUCCAGGCAUGAUCCACGAAGGAUACUACUAUGUUGUGACAGAGAGGGAACACUACCUACAGGACAUUGCCCCGGAGUGUCUCUGGGAGAAACGAUACUCCAUCUGGAGUGAUGUCUGGUCCUACGGCAUCCUCGCCUACAAGGUGAUUACCAUGGAGACAGUGCCGUUCCCAGAUGCCACCGUCAGUGACAUGUACGACAAAAUGGUGGGAGGGGACAGGCCUCAACUCCUGGCUAGUUUUAGUAAUGAAAUGUACUUCCUGCUCCAGCGGUGUUGGCAGUUCACAGCCACUGAGCGACCUUCCUUCUCCAACAUUGUCAGCGACCUCAAGGACAUGGCCGAGAAGCCAACCAAGCAUAUCAUCCUCAAUGUCGCCAAAGAACCGCAAAGUGGUUACAUCAGCGAUACAGGACAGGUGUUCCUCCACCCACUACCCUCGUAUAUCGACAACCUUUCGAAGGCAACAAAGAAGAACUGGAGGAACAGCGCCACUCAACAGAGCGUAAUAUCUUCCGUCAAUGACACAAUGUACACAAGAGAUACUGCCGAGACAGUACUGGAUACUCAGUCUGAGAGUGAUAACUAUGAGGGAUAUCUCCGUGGCGACCUACCGUCAUGGAACCAAGAAAAAAACAGCUCAUCCUCUGAGGGGGAGGGGGAAUUGGCCACACCCAAACUACGAGAGAGCAAGGGAACGAGAGUGUGGGUGGAGUCAGCCGGCAGCAAGGUCUACGUUGAGACCACCUCCUUAGCUAGCGAUGAGGAUUCUCGAUCAGAAGCGGUGACAACAAAGAAAAAGAAAAAGAAAAGAGGCAAGGAGCGAGCAACAAAGAAAGGGAUCAUUAAUCCGAUGGCUGCCAUGACAAACAACACGGAGCAAGCUGGGAAUACGAAUGCUAACAAUAACCAGGGGGCGUGUCACAAGAGGGAGGGGAGUGGCAGUACCAAUGAACCACCCUCUGUUACCGAGGAGGACGAGACUAACUGUAGUGUUGCUAAGACUAGUGACCAAUCAGAUAGCAGUAGACUUUUGAGUAAUUCUAGAGAAGAAUUGUGAUUUUAUACUGUACUAAUAAUAAUAUAGAUCUACUGCAUAUUGAAGACCUUGCAAACUGA